Messenger RNA from Tauraco erythrolophus (red-crested turaco), 1092 nucleotides. NCBI's taxonomy places the organism in Eukaryota, Metazoa, Chordata, Aves, Musophagiformes, Musophagidae. The record is from RefSeq and is a predicted model, not a curated record.
AUGCACAAAGAUCCUGCAAAGUCCUUGAGUGCCUACAACGACCUGAGGUAUGAUGUUGUACUGAACUUGAAAAUGUUCCAUAUAAUUGGAAGCCCGUUAGCUAAAGCAAGAGGGCAGAACAUGACCGUUUUUUUUUUUAAUAGGCUUGGCUAUUAUCCUUGGUACACAUCACAGGAAGUCCCUGUUAGUGGUGGCCUGCCCCAGAACUUUGGUUUGCAAACUCAUCUGGAAAAAGCCGGUCGUGACAUUAACUAUUACAUUCCAGCUAAGGACUUCAGUGGGUUAGUUGUCAUACACUGGGAGCACUGGAGACCUCAGAGGCCUAAAAGUGCAAAAGCUUCUGUGAAGGAAACAAUUGCAUUAGGAAUGAAAAGCAGACCAAAGGGCCUGUGGGAAUGCUAUUUAUACCCUGACUGUCACCAUUACAAUUUCCAUGAUCAGAACUACACUGGUUCCUGCCAGAGUGAAGUUCUGAGGAACAAUGAACUUUCCUGGCUCUGGGAUAGCAGUGCAGCCCUGUAUCCUUCCAUAGGCAUUAAAAAAUUCUUUGGAAACAGUCAAAACAUUUUGCACUUUUCUCAGUUUAGGCAAGAUCUUAUUAACACUAUUGGAGAGAGUGCUGCCCUGGGAGCUGCAGGUAUUGUUAUUUGCGGAGAUAUGAAUUUAACCUCUUCAGAAAGCAACUGCACAGAAGUGCAAAGAUUUGUUGAUUCUGAACUAGGGCCUUACGUUACCAAUGUCACAGCAGCAGCUGAGGUGAACAGUAAGCAUCUUUGUCAGGACAAUGGAUGUUGUGUGCAAAAAACCUGGAGAGCCCUGACAUAUCAACAUUUGAAUUCUAAGAGCUUCCAGAUAGAUGUCUCAGAGGACCAAGGAUUUAUUGUGAGAGGAGAAGCAUCAAAUGAAGACCUGGAAAUAACGGCAGAGACAUUUGCUUGCCAAUGUUUUCAGGGUUAUGAAGAAACUGACUGGGGGAAGGUAAAGUUGCUGGUGACCAUCCAAGGAGCUCUGCAGACUCUGUCUCACCCAGAAGAUUUGCAUGAUCUGCCUGCUUCCUUUGCCUUUGAUGAGUCUUUUCUAACUACUGCUUAG